AUGAACGAUCUUCGCAGUAGAGGAGACAGACGUUUGAAUACUAAAAGCAAAUUGAGUCAGAUACAGAAACAAAUGGAUCGGGUCUUCACACGGUCUUCUGCUUUGUUCUGUGUGGAUGUCGAGGCUUGGGAGCAUGAUACAAAGCAAAUAACUGAGAUCGGGAUUUCCAUAUACGACCCAUCUUUUCAAGAAUUGGCUCUUGUUCCAAAUAUUAAAACAUAUCACAUAAGAAUCGCGGAAGGUAUAAACUUCAAGAAUGGCGAUUAUGUUCCCGAUCAUUCAGCCAAUUUUUCAGGAGGCGACUCAUAUGUUUUCUCGCGAUUGCAAGCUCGCUCAUUGUUACAGGCACUCAUUAACUUUUACUUUGGUCCCAAUUAUCCUUUUUUCUGUUCUCUUGUGGGGCAUGAUCUCAAGGGAGACAUAAAAUGGCUAGAAAAUCUUGGGGUCUCAAUCUCUAGAAAUGUGCGCAAGUUGGACACACAGACUUUGUUCUCUUACACUCACGGUCGUGAUAGGGCAAGUUUGAAGAACGCCCUCAGAACUCUCAACCAGCCGUAUGCUUUUUUGCACAAUGCAGGAAAUGAUGCUUAUUACACAAUUUUGCUAGCUUUGAAAUUGUGUGAUCCUGGAGUGCGCCGCUUGACUGGCAUCGAGUACUUUCAGCCCGGAGAAUACCCCGGGGAACCCGUUAAGUACCGAAAAUACCCAACAAAUGAGAGCAAAUUGACCGCGAUGCCAGUACUAAAACUCUUUGAUGAAAUUAUUGGUAUGGAGCUAUGA
Messenger RNA from Metschnikowia bicuspidata var. bicuspidata NRRL YB-4993, 780 nucleotides. RefSeq lists its product as uncharacterized. The transcript has a single exon. Bases 1 to 780 code for a protein of 259 amino acids. The record is from RefSeq and is a predicted model, not a curated record. Gene Ontology annotation, cellular component: nucleus. Gene Ontology annotation, molecular function: nucleic acid binding. NCBI's taxonomy places the organism in Eukaryota, Fungi, Ascomycota, Pichiomycetes, Serinales, Metschnikowiaceae.